AUAUAAAAGAUAAGAUAUAAUCAAUUUAAGUUAUUACAUAAAAGGUAAGAAGUUUACCAGAUAAGAAGUUGAAACUAAACCGACACAAAGUGUAAGGAUCUUAUAACCAUAGAGUGUAAGGAUCUCCUCAUAAAAUGGAUGGAAAAGAAAAUCAAAGUUCGAAAACAGAAGUUAACUUUAACACAUAUGCGACAAAGAAAACAAUUGCGAAAGGAUUGUUUGAUAUCGGAUUAUUGAUGAGCAAUGCGUCACAGCUAAAAUCCGUCCUAAAUUACGGCUCGUCCUGGAACUAUUACUACCCGGUUAUAGUGAUGAUAUGUGCAUCAUUAUUCCUGCAAUUCUUGGUCGGGAUAAUGUUACUAGUUCUUGGACGAAUGGUUUUUGAAACUGACGAAGGGAAAAGGCGUGCCAACAAUCUUAAUAAUGUUACGGUCGGGUUUGUAGGUGUUAUAACAGUCUUGAAUAUUUUCAUUGGUUCAUUUGGGCUGCAGAUGUCAGGAGAUCAGUGACCAAGUUUGUAAACAUCGAAAAUCUUCAUAAAUUACGUUUAUUUUGCCUCCAACUUCAGACAUGGAAACAGGCAUUUUACCCAGAACUCUAUAACUCAGCA
Molecule: messenger RNA, 610 nt
Organism: Ruditapes philippinarum (Manila clam)
Lineage: Eukaryota; Metazoa; Mollusca; Bivalvia; Venerida; Veneridae
Product: ninjurin-2-like
Exons: 2
Coding region: 135-509 (124 amino acids)
Biological process (GO): cell adhesion; tissue regeneration
Cellular component (GO): membrane
Source: RefSeq, a predicted model, not a curated record